Molecule: messenger RNA, 1389 nt
Organism: Arachis duranensis
Lineage: Eukaryota; Viridiplantae; Streptophyta; Magnoliopsida; Fabales; Fabaceae
Product: NDR1/HIN1-like protein 12
Exons: 1
Coding region: 287-1033 (248 amino acids)
Biological process (GO): defense response to other organism
Source: RefSeq, a predicted model, not a curated record
AAAGGAGUAAAACACAUAAACAGUAUAAUUGCACAAUAGUGAUCAAUGUUCAACCAUUGAUCUUAUACUCUAAAAUGACAUAGCAUACAGAUUUUUAAGUUUUAUACUUUGAUUCCAAGUCUCCUUAUUGUUCCAUCUCGUCAUGCUAGAGAUUUCUUAAUUCACUUUUUUUCACUUCUUAAGUAGCCUCCACAACUCAACACCAAGCCCUCUUUCUCAUUUCAAGUUCUCUUCUAUAUCUAUCUCUCUCUCUAUCUUAUCUUAUUGUAGAAGGCAUAUUCACAUAAUGACAGAACAUCGUCCUCAUCAUCAAAUUCAAACCGAUGAUGAUGAUGAACCAACCCAUCACCACCAACGCCAACAUGGUCAUCCCCAUUUCCAACCCAAAAUGAACCCUCAUCAGAGGAACAUGCACAUGGAAAAGCCUAACAUGGCUAAUCCUCGCUACUAUGCUCCCAUGAAUCGUCCGAAGCGUGAACAUUACCUUUGCCUUAUUAUCACCCUCCUCUUACUUGGCAUCAUAAUCCUCAUCAUCUGGCUUGCCUACCACCCAACCAAACCCCACUUCACGGUGGCCAGCGCAGCCAUCUUCGGCCUCAAUGCAACAUCGCCACCCCUUUUGGCCGUCACCAUGCAAUUUUCAAUCCUUAUAAGGAACCCUAACCGGCGUGUCUCGAUCUAUUUUGACAAUCUCAAUGCAUUUGCAUCCUACAGGGACCAACCAAUCACACCACGUGUAAUGCUACCACCACUUUACCUAGAGAAGCAUAGCACAGUGGCACUAUCCCCGGUUAUCGGAGGGUCGCCAGUGCCAGUUUCGCCAGAGGUGUCAAACGGGUUAAUCCAAGAUGCAGGUUAUGGUGUGGUUGGCCUUAAGCUUGCACUCCUUGGAAGAUUGAAGUGGAAAGCUGGUGACAUAAGGUCAGCACAUUAUAGUAUCUAUGUCAAGUGUGACAUGUUGGUGGGUUUGAAGAAAGGUUUUGUGGGACAAGUUCCUCUUCUUGGAUCUCCUAUCUGUAAUGUAGAUAUGUAAUAGAGAAUUAUUUAUAUAAUUCAUUUUUUGUGUAUUGAUUUUAAAUUUAUCAUCAUAGGCUAGAUGGAGUUUGACAGUUAUUUUAAGUAAAAAAUUGCACUCCAUUCUCUAAUAAUAAGAUGAUAAGUUAUAAGUAAAUACACACAAAAUGAAUAAUUCUAUCAAUACUUACUAUGAUAUAUUGGUAUAUAUCUAGGUGUGAUAAGGUAAAAUGUGUGAAUGUUAAUCUUGCUCCUCCAUUUUGAUUUGAAUUUUUUUUUUUUCAAAAGAGUCUUGCUUUUUGUAGUUGAUUGCAUGUGAUCGCCUAAGGAAGAGAUGAUAGAACUUUGAAAGUCACAUUGAUGUACAAUAUUUUA